AUGGCCGGCGAGCGCUGGGACCGGGAUCGCUUCAUGUACGAGCGGGACCGCGUCGAAGAUGACCGAUAUUACAUGAGAGGCGGGCGCAGCCGUGACCAUUCCGACGAAAGGCAUGACCGUCCCAGAUACCACGAUGACGACCUGGUCCGCGACCGACGAUAUUAUGACGAUGAGCCGCGCUUUGACCCAAGGCGGGAACGAGCACCCUCGGGCCCCGACUACGACCGCCGGGUUGUCAUGGAAAAGGAGCGCGACCGCGAGUAUUACCGCGAUUCUUCUCCCAGGCGGCCUGCCUUUCUCCGGCGUCAAUCGUCCCUGGACACCUUCGACCGGCGCCCGCUCCGACGCAUCUAUGAACCGCGUGAAGAAUACCCUGCCCCGGCCCGCCGCGAAGACAUUUACCGCGAGGACUAUCGUGCACCUCCAUACACGCCUAUUCCUCUGCCAAAGACCCGUGGACUGCCACCCCCAAGACAAUAUCGCGACCGAGGUUUCUACGACGAUAUAAACGUCGUUGAUCCUGAUCGCUAUGGCGACGACGAGUACCGUCCAUACCCCGAGCGGGUCCGCGAGCGGGAAUUAGUCCGCGAGCGAGAGCGGAGGGAUCGGAGCCGCGAGUCUCGUUCCACCCGGACUCGUACUCAUCGUGCUAGCUCUCGCUCCUCCUCGACAACUAGCCAUUCAUCCAGCAGCGCCGGAGGGACGACCGUCCGGAGCGAGUAUCCGAAGAAGGGCAAGACGAAGAUUCCCGCGAGGCUUGUGUCCAAGCGUGCUCUGAUCGAUCUCGGCUACCCUUACGUGGAAGAGGGGAACACGAUAAUUGUCCAGAAGGCCCUUGGCCAAGACAACAUUGACGAGCUGCUCAAGCUGACCGAGCUCGAGGUAGCCGCAGCACGUUCAUCGGCUGGGGCCAUCGAGGAGCGCAAGGAGGAAUUCGUCAUUCCGCCACCCGUGGCAGUACCACCGCCGCCUCCUCCCCCUCAAGUGGUUAUCCCUCCGCCUCCACCAGCCCCUGUGGUCGUUGACGCCGCGCCUGCGGUCGAGAUAGUCGACAGGACGAAGACUGUAAUCCGCGAGUCCUCGCCAGCCAGAACUGUUACGACUUCUACAAGCUAUGAUACCUACCCGCACCACCACCAUCACCAUCACCAUCAUGAUGAACUAGUUGUCGGCCCAGUCGUGGAGCGUUCUCGAUCCCGGUCUCGCUCUGGGCGAGACAUCCGAGCCGAGAUACGGGCUCUGGAGAUGGAGCUGGCUCACCGCCCCCGAGGCGACCUUGGCGAGCGCGAAAUUAUCCGCACUGAGAGGCUACCUGACGGUCAGCUAGUCGUGUACGAGGAGAAGGUGGAGAGGGAAAUUGCUGGCCCCAAGCCGCCGCGGAUUGAAAAGGACAAGAAAGGUCAUCACGCAAUCUCCGUUGAGCGGGCAGAGUCGGACCCUGCUCUCGAGAUUCGCGACUCAAAGAGCCCUUCUCCCUUCAAGGCUGGCCAGCACACGUCGAAGCGGCAAAAUGACACGCUGUGCAACACCAAUGGCGGCCGGCAGUGGACUGGCACGGUGGACGUGACUGACCACCGGCGCCUCUUCUACUGGUUCUUUGAAAGCAGAGGCAACCCGAAGAAGGACCCGAUUGUCCUCUGGAUCAAUGGGGGACCGGGAGAAUCGAGCAUGUACGGCGCCCUCACUGAGAUGGGUGCCUGCACCCUCGUGCCGGGCACAAACACGACAGAGCCGAACCCUUGGAGCUGGAACAACAACGCCUCUGUGCUGUUCCUUGAGCAACCCGCUGGUGCAGGAUUGUCCCAGGUAUCGGAUGAGGACCACCUCUCGACCGGAGAUGAAGACGCGGCCGAAGACUUUCAGACGUUCCUCAACAUCUUCUUCACAAAGCUGUUUCCUCAGAGGGCACACCUGCCGAUCCAUUUCGCUGCAGAGUCGUACGGAGGUCAUUACGCGCCAACGUAUGUCAAGCACAUUCUUGAUGCUCGUAGGUACGGGAGCAAGAACGCCUUCAAGGGCAACAUCACAUCAAUGAUCAUCGUGAACGGCCUAGUUGAUCUUCCCGCAACGGCCUUGGGCGCGUACGAGUUGCUUUGCGAAAGCGAUCGUGGCAAGGACAUUUUGAAUGCGACAGCCUGUGAUGCCAUGCGCGAGAUAUUCCCAGAGUGUUGGAGGCAGCGUCAAGCGUGCUUGGCGACGGACGACCCCAUUCUGUGUUACGGCGCAGCCACGUACUGCCAGAAGUGGCAACCUUUCUACGAUGCAUCAGGGCGAGAUCUUUAUGACAUCCGCCACAUAUGCUCAGACGCAGCUUGCGCAGAUCCUGUCCAGGGUAAUAUAACAGCGUACUUUCGCCAGCCCAGCGUCCUUUCUGCUCUCGGUCUCCCAGAGGAUUUCGUUUUCCUUGAUGCGAACUGGGUACUUGGCGGCAAGUACUGGAGUGCAGGGUAUUCUGAAGGCUACUCAUACUACCGCUCCAUGCUCUCGGACAUUGCGAGUGUGCUCGAUGCCCAUCAGACGCAGGAAAACGCCCCCAUCAGGCUGUUGGUUCUGAACGGCAACGAUGACUUCAUCUGCAAUACGCCCGGCAACAAGAUGGCUUACGAUGAAGUACGAUGGAGCGGGCAGGCAGAAUACCGCGCGGCGCGAUGGGCGGCCCUCCCUGAGCACUUCAAAGGCACGGGCGAGUGGAAGGGCACGAGGGACAGGAAACUGGUGUUCGUCGGGAUUGAUGAGGCGGGUCACGAGGUGCCGCGGUUUCAACGAGAAGCCAGCUACAGGAUUCUGAUGAGCUGGAUGUCAGGGUGGCGUGAGUGA
Purpureocillium lilacinum is the source of this 2817-nucleotide messenger RNA. RefSeq lists its product as uncharacterized. Lineage: Eukaryota; Fungi; Ascomycota; Sordariomycetes; Hypocreales; Ophiocordycipitaceae. The record is from RefSeq and is a predicted model, not a curated record. Gene Ontology annotation, biological process: proteolysis. Gene Ontology annotation, molecular function: serine-type carboxypeptidase activity. Gene Ontology annotation, cellular component: fungal-type vacuole.